This is a messenger RNA of Ooceraea biroi (clonal raider ant), 1759 nucleotides long. RefSeq names its product leucine-rich repeat and immunoglobulin-like domain-containing nogo receptor-interacting protein 1. Gene Ontology annotation, molecular function: protein binding. Gene Ontology annotation, cellular component: plasma membrane. The record is from RefSeq and is a predicted model, not a curated record. NCBI's taxonomy places the organism in Eukaryota, Metazoa, Arthropoda, Insecta, Hymenoptera, Formicidae.
UGAGACGGGAGGGAGGAUGGGUUGCGAGAGGGUGCUCGAGGAGAAAUAAAGCCCCGAGCCCAGCCGGCGAAUACGGCCGCGCGGAUGCUGAAAUUCGUUCCGCCCGCAGAUCCGGAUUCGCAUCGGGGUGCCGCAUUUCGCGCGAGAAACGGCGGAAAUCGGACGAGUUGACGGGGCGGCAUCAGCGGUGCAGCGGGUAGAUUCGUGCGCAGCGGUGCGGCCACCCACCCGUGCGUGCGUGCGUGCGUGCGCGGUGCGUGUUAAGCACGGGGGAAAAAGCAGUGCGUGGUGCGACGUGUCAACGAACUCCCGUCCUGGCCUCGUUUCACCUCUACAGACAUAUAGCAUCGCGCCCACCUUCUCGUGACGUUCUCUACCCCGGAUACGACGAGGCAUGCGCCGUAAAAAUCCCGGGGAUUGAUGUAUCGCAGGGCGCAGAUUCCAUACGAUCGAUUCCUGAUCUGCAUUUACUACCUGCUAUGCAUAGCAGCAGUGGACUUGACGUUUACCUCCGAUUCGGAAAUUACCACGACGAUAAGUCGGGAUUGUCCGGCAGAAUGCAUUUGCCUUUCCCCAAAACAGGUACUCUGCAACACAGGCGGCCUCGUGGACAUACCGACGCAACACCUGCCAGACACCGUGGAGGAGCUCUCGUUGACGAAGAACAAUUUCCCGGUGAUAAAGGGUGACGCGUUCGCCGGCCUCCGAGUUUUGCGUAAGCUCACCCUGGACCGCAACAACAUCUCCUCCAUACGUCCGUUCGCAUUUCGCGGUCUGAACCGGCUGCGCGAGCUCUCCAUCCAGUACACUCCGCUACCAUGCAUAGAGAAAUUCUCGUUCGCCGCGCUGCAGAACAUCUCGACGCUGCUGCUGGCGAACAACAAGAUCCGCUACGUCGAGAGCAACUCGUUCGCCGGCACGUCCAACGUCCACGUGAUCCUGCUGCUGCACAACCCUCUGCUGACUAUACAGAGCCACGCCUUUGCUGGCCUCACCAACGUCGCUAAUCUCCUUUUCCCGUCCGGCAUUCGGACGAUCGAGCAGGAUGCCUUCGACGGCCUCCAGUAUGUCGGGUUCCUCAGUCUCUCCUACAUGGACCUGUCCGGGCUGCAGGCCUACGCGUUCCGUGGCCUGUCGCACGUGCACAAACUCGUCAUCAAGGAGAGCGAUCUUGGUGUUAUACAGAGGAACGUGUUCACCGGGCUCGCCCACGUGGACAGGCUGAACAUACUCAACAACAAGAUAGACACGAUCGAGCGGCUGCAUCUGCGAUACGACAACUUCAUCAAGGUGCUGCAGUUCCACGGUAAUCACGUGCUCGAGGCGCCGCGUCACGCCAGGGACAUCGUCCUCGAGGUGAGCAUAGUCAGCGCGAUAAAUAAUCACUUCCCGUGCGACUGCCAGGCUCACAACAUCCUCGAGAGCGACUUCGCGCGCGGCAACAGCGUCGAGUUCCAGCGCUGGAACUACUGCAUCUCGCCGUUCGAGUACAACGGCAAGCCCAUGAACGUCGUCGAUUUCGAGCUCGUCGCCCGAUGCCACGACAAUGUGAUUCAAGACAACCUGGGCUCGGGCGUUGUCAGGGUCUCUCGUUUAUCAGCGCUGUUGCUAGUCGCCUUUUUGUUCUCGACUAACUUCUUCCGAUGAACAUUCCCAAAUAGCCAAGUCUGCCGAAAGCAGAUGAUGCUAACUAUCUGCUAUCAACUAUUGCCAGCCAAAAGACAACAAAUUUGAUACAGAAGUUGUUAUUAACGAUUAA